This is a messenger RNA of Laccaria bicolor S238N-H82, 1344 nucleotides long. RefSeq lists its product as uncharacterized. The transcript has a single exon. Lineage: Eukaryota; Fungi; Basidiomycota; Agaricomycetes; Agaricales; Hydnangiaceae. The record is from RefSeq and is a predicted model, not a curated record. The coding region runs from base 1 to 1179 and encodes 392 amino acids.
AUGUCUAUCAUCAAGCCCUAUCCCCUCUCCGCCACGUCGAGGGUCUUGUUCUGGGUCCCAAGUAGAGAACCAGACUUCGCUGACAGCCUGACGAUACGCCCCCCUUCACCAACCUCAUCGCUAAGGGCCUGCUUUGUUCGUUCGAGACCAACCUCGCUGGCCUGGGGGUCUCAGGACGAUUUCUCCAACCUCAAUUUCUCGCAAUUCGCCAUGCCACCGGGAUCCGACUCGCCUUCCUCGAGCACAGACAGUUUCCACAGCGCUAUCUCUAGUUUUUCGUCUAUGGACUUUGAGGGGAAUGGCGCGAACACUGGCUGUGUGGUGGUUGAGCCUGUCAACCAAGUGGACGACAUUGCAAAAGGGUUGAAAGAAGCGCUUCAUCAGUUGGGCCGGACCCGACGCAGAUGUUACAGCCACUCUGAUGUCCAUCCGACAUUCACGUCGGCGGCGAGCAGGUGCACUCUAACGCCGUUGAAAUUUUUGGGGCGAUCUAGAACUCAAGCUCGUACCGCGGUCCCUUGCACGCCUACUUCUACCGGCCAUGAUACUGAGGUAGAGACAGACAUUAUAAUUGUCGACAAGCAGGGGAAUAGGACGACUCGUACCUGGAAGGGUCUCAGGAAAGGUGUGUCGAGCAUUUUGACGAGGAAGGAAAGCGUCUCUUCAAAGCCGAAACUCGACGACUCUGCCACUCCUCCUGCUUCUGUAAAGAAUGGGCGUUCGAGACCCUUCAUCUUCACUAUUAGGCGUCGAGGCACUAUAGGUUCCACUCCUGCUCAGCCCUCUUCCUCUAUCGACACUUCCCCUUCUACUUCCGAUCCUCCUAGACCACGUCGUGUCCUUGCUAAAAAAAAGAGGGUUCACGCGCUUAAGCUCGCUACCGCAGUGAUGGAGCCACCCGUAGUUGAUCCCACAUCACAGGUGCCCAUAGCCUUACUCGAGGGUGCAAAGCGCGCAGAACUCCCAACACAGGCCGUCAUGACACGCGCAGACCUCCGCCGCUCCCGCUGCCGUUCUCGAUCGCUGUCGUCCUUACGAAUCAGGCCCGACUCAUUUUUCUUGGGAUAUGGUUGUGAGGGCAUGGAUGAGGGCAUGGAUAAGGAAGCGGCGGAGGCAGUCGUUGAUAUAGCUACCAUAAUGGGUGGGGCGUGUGUGUGGACAUAUGAGGCCUAUCGCUGAAGAAUGAUUGGUCUACUGGGCCAAGAUACUUCCUUUCCUUGGCGAUUUUUUCUCGUCGUACCCAUGAUUAUUAUUCUCUAGUUUGAUAUGCCUUAUGCCUUAUGCCAAUCGCGGACACCUAUGUAUACUUUCACUUAUUCUUAUGCAUCCCCCCUUUAUCUCGAA